AUGGGUGAUCUGGGACUGCAGCAGUGGGAACUCAGCGGCGGGGUGCUCCUGCACCUCCUGGGCGUGCUAUACCUCUUCCUUGGCAUUGCAAUUAUAUGCGAUGAGUACUUUGUCGAGUCACUCGAGCUUCUCGCAGACUACCUCAGCUUGUCGCCCGAUGUCGCGGGCUGCACUCUCAUGGCCAUAGGCUCGUCGGCGCCGGAGCUCGCAGUGGCGAUCAUCACAGGCGGCCCGGUGGCAGGGAAGAAGGGCGACGAAGGCAUUGCCACAAUUGUCGGCUCUGCGAUUUUUAACCUCAUGAUCAUCAUCGGGCUCUGCGCGAUUUUUGCCGGCAAGGUCCUUGAAAUCGCAGCCUACCCCAUCCUGCGGGACACCACAUUCUACGCUGCCUCCAUCGUCAUGCUCUUUCUGUGCAUACGCGAUGGCCAAGUCCUCUGGUGGGAGGGCCUCAUUCUGCUGCUGGGGUACUGCGUCUACCUGUUCUAUGUCGUCUACCUAAACAGCAGGGUGGUGCUGUGGCUCGAGACCCGGAGGCGGGGUGGGCAAAAGAGCACCAAUCGGGUGGUGCCAUCGGCCGACAUCGAGGCGAAGGCAGACUCCGACGCCAAGACCGACACUGAUAGUGCGGCUAGUGAGACGGGGACGCUGGGGUCGAUUGGCUCCAGCAAAGUUGCAGAUGGCACGGGCGAGGGCGAGGCCGACGAGGAGGGGCGACCAACUGCUCUGAGCAGAGUGGUGUGGUUAGUGAGCCUGCCGUAUGCGUGCCUCUUUCUCGUCACCGUCCCGGACUGCCGCAAGGAGCGCUGGCGGAAGUGGUACGUGGUGACUUUCUUCAUGUCUGUCAUUUGGAUCAUGGGGCUCUCGUUCGCGAUGCUUGAGCUCUGCCGCCGAGCUGGCUGCGUCAUGAAUCUGCCGCAAGCUGUCAUGGGGCAGGUCAUCAUCGCCGCUGGCACGAGCGUCCCCGACGCGCUCGCUUCCAUUUCUGUCGCCCGCGACGGGCAAGGCGACAUGGCGGUGAGCAACGUCAUCGGCAGUAACGUCUUCAACAUCUUUGUGGGCCUCGGCUUCCCGUGGAUGCUUUGCGACCUCAUCCGUGGGCCGUACGCGAGCUCGGCGCUGACGGAGGGCUUGGUCGCCUCGGUCAUAAUCCUGUUUGGGUACAUCCUCCUCCUGCUUGCAGUCAUGCUGUGCUCGUCGUGGAAGCUGAGGCCCUGGGUGGGCUAUCUCCUCAUCGCGCUCCAUCUCCUCUACAUUAUCUGGGUGCUGCUAACCUCAAGGUUGGGGGGAGACCCCGUCCUCACUAUCCCGCUGGUCAACGCUGACGAAAAUGGCGUGCUCUACUAG
Emiliania huxleyi CCMP1516 is the source of this 1344-nucleotide messenger RNA. It is a transcript of the gene NCKX1, whose product is annotated as Na+/Ca2+-K+ exchanger. Gene Ontology annotation, cellular component: membrane. The transcript has 2 exons. Gene Ontology annotation, biological process: intracellular calcium ion homeostasis; calcium ion transmembrane transport. The record is from RefSeq and is a predicted model, not a curated record. NCBI's taxonomy places the organism in Eukaryota, Haptophyta, Isochrysidales, Noelaerhabdaceae. Bases 1 to 1344 code for a protein of 447 amino acids. Gene Ontology annotation, molecular function: calcium, potassium:sodium antiporter activity; calcium channel activity.